Molecule: messenger RNA, 3063 nt
Organism: Daphnia pulicaria
Lineage: Eukaryota; Metazoa; Arthropoda; Branchiopoda; Diplostraca; Daphniidae
Gene: Pfk
Product: ATP-dependent 6-phosphofructokinase-like
Exons: 21
Coding region: 177-2612 (811 amino acids)
Biological process (GO): fructose 1,6-bisphosphate metabolic process; canonical glycolysis; fructose 6-phosphate metabolic process
Cellular component (GO): cytoplasm; 6-phosphofructokinase complex
Molecular function (GO): ATP binding; identical protein binding; 6-phosphofructokinase activity
Source: RefSeq, a predicted model, not a curated record
UAAAGGCACGGUUUUUUUAGUUUGGAGCCCAGUAACCAACAAUUUGCCCGCUGCUGGAUUGAAGGACUAGUUCUGUGUGAAAGGAUCUAGAAAAAUACGUGCUCGGCGUGAAUUAUUUAAUUCCAAACCGUUAAAAGCUGUGAACAUAUUCAGACAAAGUUGGAAUCCCAUCUGAAAUGGAGGGACAAAAACCUUCGGCAAACUAUUCUGAGGCAGAAGCCCAGAAUCUCAUCCAUGGAGGUCAUUACAAGGACAAGGGCAUUGCCGUUUUUACUAGUGGAGGAGAUGCACAAGGUAUGAAUGCUGCUGUGAGAGCUGUAGUGAGGAUGGGCAUUUAUGUGGGUGCCAAGGUGUAUUUCAUCAAAGAAGGUUAUCAAGGAAUGGUGGAUGGUGGAGACAAUAUUGUUGAAGCCAACUGGUCCUCUGUUUCUGGAAUUAUCCACAAGGGAGGCACCAUUAUUGGGUCAUCUCGUUGCAAAGAAUUUCGUGAACGCCCCGGACGACUACGCGCCGCUAAGAACCUUAUUUUGAAGGGCAUCUCCAAUUUGGUUGUCAUUGGUGGUGACGGCUCACUAACUGGAGCAAAUUUAUUCCGGCAAGACUGGCCUGAACUGGUGACUGAACUGGCCGCCAAAGGUGACAUCACACCUGAGCAGGCGAAAAAAUUUGCGCACCUUAAUAUCGUUGGUAUGGUUGGCUCAAUCGACAACGACUUUUGCGGUACCGACAUGACGAUCGGUACUGACUCUGCCUUGCAUCGUAUUAUCGAAGCCGUUGACGCAAUCGCAGCGACAGCAUAUUCUCACCAGAGAACAUUCAUCAUGGAGGUUAUGGGUCGUCAUUGCGGGUAUUUAGCCGUAGUGACUGCUUUAACCACCGAGGCAGAUUACGUAUUCUAUCCUGAAAAUCCGCCACCAGUCGACUGGCCUGACAAAAUUUGCAAGAAACUUUCUCAGGAACGAGAAUCGGGCCAGCGCUUGAAUAUUAUUAUUGUCAGUGAAGGAGCUAUCGAUCGUGAAGGCAACCCAAUCACUGCUGAAAUGAUCCGUAAAGUUGUUGUAGACAAUUUGCAACAAGACACGAGGAUCACUGUCCUCGGUCACGUCCAGCGCGGUGGCAGUCCAUCCGCUUUCGAUCGUGUGCUGGGUUGUCGUAUGGGAGCUGAAGCUGUGAUGGCUGUUUUGGAAGCCACCCCUGAAACUGAAGCUUGCGUUGUGUCAUUGGAUGGCAAUCAAGCUGUCAGACUGCCUUUAAUGGCAUGCGUCGAGAAGACUCAGGCUGUCGCGAAAGCCAUGGCUGAUAAACAGUGGGAAUUAGCUGUUCAGCUUCGUGGCAGGAGCUUUGCCCGCAACGUUGAUACCUACAAGAUGCUCACGCGUCUUAAGCCGCCCAAGAUGACCCCGGAAAUGUCCUUAGCACACGGAAAAGGAAGAUUGGCAAAGCAAGAAACAUUAUGGAUGCAGAGCGGCUAUACUUUGGGAGUGAUGCAUGUUGGAGCCCCAGCAUGUGGAAUGAAUGCUGCUGUCCGAUCUUUCGUCCGCAACUGCAUCUACCGCGGCGACACUGUCGUAGCAAUCCAUGAUGGUGUUGAAGGAUUGAUCGAAGGAAAUGUUCAUCCCUUGGGUUGGGGAGACGUUACUGGUUGGGUUGGACAAGGUGGAGCCUUUUUGGGCACUAAGCGAACCUUACCCGAUGGCAAGUAUCCUGAAGUAGCCGCUAGCCUUCGCAAACACAAAAUUCAGGCUCUUCUUAUUAUUGGUGGCUUCGAGGCAUAUCAAACUGUGCUUCACUUAGCCGAGAACCGUGAUAAAUAUCCGGAAUUUUGCAUUCCCAUGGCUAUUGUUCCGUCCACCAUUAGUAACAAUGUUCCAGGAACGGACUUCACUCUCGGCGCCGACACUGCAUUGAAUGAAAUUACUGAGAUUUGCGAUCGUAUCCGCCAGUCGGCUCAAGGAACAAAACGUCGAGUAUUUAUCAUUGAGACUAUGGGUGGCUAUUGUGGAUAUCUCGCUACAUUGGCCGGUGUGGCUGGAGGAGCUGAUGCUGCUUACAUUUAUGAGGAACCGUUUAACGUCAAGAAUUUGCAAAUGGACGUUGAACAUGUGGCGUCUAAAAUGGCUAUGGAAGGAGUUGAACGUGGUCUUAUCCUUCGAAACGAGAACGCAAAUGAGAAUUAUACCACAGAUUUCAUCUACAAGCUAUUCUCCGAAGAAGGCAAAGGAGUGUUCAGCGCCAGGAUGAACGUUCUGGGCCAUAUGCAGCAAGGUGGUUCACCUACCCCUUUCGACCGUAACAUGGGUACUAAACUAGCCGCUAAAGCUGUCGAAUGGAUGGUUGAACAGCUAACCCAAGCUACUCAGCCGGACGGUUCUAUCUGCGCCAACAAGCCUGAAUCAGCCGUCAUGCUUGGUAUCGUCAAACGCUACUAUGCGUACACACCAGUUCAAGAAUUGAAGGCCGAGACUGACUUCAAGCAUCGACUACCAAAAACUCAAUGGUGGCUGAAAAUGCGCCCGCUGCUUCGUAUUUUGGCCAAGCACGAAUCUACUUACCAAGAAGAGGGCGCGUACGUCGCCGUCGAAGAAGACGUCGAAAAUCACAUUAUUAACUAGGGAAAUAAUUACACGAAGAAAAGAUGAAGCGAAAAAACAAUUUAAUGGCUGCCGCGUUCGGAACCUUUAGUUGCAAUUAGUAGACCUGUUGUACCAACCUUAUGAUAUUGAUGUAGGUUGUGUUUCCUUGAGUAAACUAGUCGACUUUACAUGUUUGAGAUGACGCAACUAUGCCACAUGAUGAACCCAGAAAUGUCUGAAUCCGGGAAAUGAGAAACGUAGUCGAAAGAAAGAUGUGGACUAAAACAUUUAUUUCGUCGUCUAUUUAUUGAUUUAUUCUCAAUGUUCUGUCUUUUAAUUCAUUUUGUUAAGUAUUUUUUUACUAGACCCUCUUGAUGUGCUUAUCGCACAUCUUUUCGACGUUUCCCACAUUCUCCUUAUGUCGUUUAUUGGUUGUGAAAGUGUUCUCUGGCUGCUGUACUAAAAACCCUACUACACUGGUUUUCAAGUC